Molecule: messenger RNA, 642 nt
Organism: Nicotiana tabacum (common tobacco)
Lineage: Eukaryota; Viridiplantae; Streptophyta; Magnoliopsida; Solanales; Solanaceae
Source: RefSeq, a predicted model, not a curated record
AUGCGUAUGGUUGGGAACUUAAGUGAUUCUGCAGAAACGGAUGUUGAAUCGCAAUUGUGGUACCGCAGAAGCGGGUAUGGGGCCGCAGAUGUGAAAAGUUCUGGGCAAAAAACGGGAAAGAGGCUAAGGCAUAUGAUUUCGAGAGGAAUCAAAGGAUAUCAGUUGGGUUACAAAUUUGUAAUCGCUGAGGAGUGCCCAGAAAAACCUGAAAAUGCUACUGAUAAUCAGCUUAAGGCCUAUGAUAAAUGGGUUAAGGCUGAUGAGAUGGCGCGAUGUUACAUCCUUGCCUCUAUGGAGAAUGUUUUGCAAUAUCAGCAUCAGUCUAUGGGGUCUUCUUAUGAUAUGCUCGAAAAUCUCAAAGAGAUGUUCGGUGAGCAAAAUCGUGCAGCUAAGCAGACAGCCAUGAAAGCCCUUUUAAACACCAAGAUGGCUGAAGGAUCAUCGGUCAGGGACCAUGUUCUGAAGAUGAUGAGUCGUCUGAAUGAACUGGAGGUCUUUGGAGCUGUGAUUGAUAAGGAGUCUCAAGUUGAGAUGGUCCUGCAGACUCUUCCUAACAGUUUUCAACAGUUUCGCUUGAACUAUAAUAUGAACAAAAUGGAUUUGUCACUAGCGAAAUUGUUGAAUAAGCUGCAAGCGGCAUGA